AUGCCCCCGCCGCUGGAGCUGGAGCUGCACGUGCUGCUGGACGCGCCGUCCGGGGUCCAUCUACCGGGCUCGGAGCUCAGCGGCCGGGUGGUGGUCGCCACGCCGCAGCCGCUCGCUGUCGCCUCCGUCGAGGUGCGCUGCCGCGGAGAGGUCGUGGUGGCGUUCGAGGACUCGCAGCGGGCGGUGCGGACCUGGGUCAGGGGCGCUCGUCUGGCGGACCGCUCCUCCAGACGCUCAAGCCCCUCUCUGGGCUCGGAGCGGUCGGCCGGCCGCGGCCCGGCCCGCCUGGAGGCGGCUGAGAUGCUGCUCGACCAGCAACGCUGCCUCCUCGGCGACCCCAGCCCGCUGCCGCCGGCCUUCUCCGGACGUCACGGCUUCGUGCGCUACACGGUGUCGGCGGUGUUGCGACGCCAGCAGCCGCUGCCUCAGCUUAGUCGGGUCGCCGCCUUCUCCGUGGUGCCAGAGCUCGACGUCAACCUCGCCAGUGACGUACUGAGGCCUCGCCGCAGCCACAGCAGCCGCCACCUGUGUGGCUUCUGCUGUCGGACCGGGCCGCUGACCGUCUCGGUCGAGGUGAGCCGCCGCGGCUUCGCCCCCGGCCAGGUGAUCCCGGUCAGCGCCGAGGCGAUGAACAUCAGCGGCAGGACGAUGGCCUCCACCUCCCUCAGUCUGCUGCAGCUGGUGACGUACAGCAGCUCGGGCUCGUCCUCUAGCCGUCUGCUGGACCGCCGUCUGGUCAGCAGGGACGAGCGCGGGCCUCUGCCGCCCGGAGAGGCCGAGACUUUUGCACGGCUCCAGUUCCUGGUGCCGCCCCUGCCGCCCACCUUUGCCUGCCGCCUCCUGGACGUCCGCUACGCCGUCGAGCGGAAUUCAACGUACACCCAUGCAUCUGGGGACCCUCGCAAUAUGGAGCAAGACGGCAGCCGCCAGCAGACACUGGCCAACCGGAUCCAGCCGAUCUGCGACAAGGACGAGUGGCUGCCGUUCUACCCGGUGUUCCGCGAGCCCGGCCCGGUCCAGCCGCGGCGGCCGUCGGCACGGUUCGCCGAGCUGCCGCACGUGACCGGCUAG
Pollicipes pollicipes is the source of this 1071-nucleotide messenger RNA. RefSeq names its product arrestin domain-containing protein 3. NCBI's taxonomy places the organism in Eukaryota, Metazoa, Arthropoda, Thecostraca, Pollicipedomorpha, Pollicipedidae. Gene Ontology annotation, cellular component: cytoplasm. Bases 1 to 1071 code for a protein of 356 amino acids. Gene Ontology annotation, biological process: protein transport. The record is from RefSeq and is a predicted model, not a curated record. The transcript is spliced from 7 exons.